GGCCGCCGCUAGCCAGGGCAGUGCGGGCUCCGUCGGUCAGUCGCUCCACCCCGGUUAGCCGGGGACAUGUCGAGGCGGGCGGAGGCCUGGCGGGCCGCGACGAGGAGUCGGACGGCGGCCGAGGCGGAGGCGCCCUGCUCGAGCUUUCCCCGCCCGCUGUGUCGCCUACAGGCGCCCAGGGAGUGAGGGAGCCGCCGCCGCGGGGAGCCCGGCUGGGACUGAGCCGGGGAGACGCUAGCAAUACCAGCUUUGCAGCAGCCGUGGCACUGGGAGUCGCUCUGGAGCCGAAGGUGGGACAAUGAAGCUGUUAGAGAACUCGAGUUUUGAAGCAAUAAACUCUCAGCUGACAGUGGAGACGGGAGAUGCUCACAUCAUUGGCAGGAUCGAGAGUUACUCAUGUAAGAUGGCAGGCGAUGACAAGCACAUGUUUAAGCAGUUCUGCCAGGAGGGCCAGCCACACGUUCUUGAAGCCCUGUCACCCCCUCAGACCACGGGGAUCAGCCCCAGCAGGCUCAGUAAAAGUCAGAGUGGAGACGAGGAGGGGCCCCUGAGUGACAAGUGCAGCCGCAAGACCCUCUUCUACCUGAUCGCUACCCUCAACGAGUCCUUCCGGCCUGACUACGACUUCAGUGCUGCCAAGAGCCACGAGUUCAGCAGGGAGCCGAGCCUCAACUGGGUGGUGAAUGCUGUGAAUUGUAGCUUGUUCUCAGCAGUCCGGGAGGACUUCAAAGCCCUGAAGCCUCACUUGUGGGAUGCUGUGGAUGAAGAGAUCUGUCUCUCGGAGUGUGAUAUCUACAGCUACAACCCAGACCUGGACUCAGACCCCUUUGGCGAGGAGGGCAGCCUCUGGUCCUUCAACUACUUCUUCUACAAUAAGAGGCUGAAGAGGAUUGUCUUCUUCACCUGCCGCUCCAUCAGUGGGUCCACGUACCCUCGCUCGGAGUCAGGAAACGAGCUGGACAUGGAUCUCGGUGAAGAAGACCAGGAGGGGAGCAUGGAUGCCUAUGACAAGGAAAGCAGCAAUAUCGAGGACAGGGUGCAGGUUAUCUGCAUGUGAGUGUCCAGAUGAGCUCCAAGAAGUACUCAGCCCAGCUGAGCCAGCCUUCCAGUCUCCAGUCCAUCAGCACUGAGGAUGGGCCAGCCC
Messenger RNA from Chelonoidis abingdonii (Abingdon island giant tortoise), 1144 nucleotides. It is a transcript of the gene MAF1, whose product is annotated as MAF1 negative regulator of RNA polymerase III. Gene Ontology annotation, molecular function: RNA polymerase III core binding. The record is from RefSeq and is a predicted model, not a curated record. Lineage: Eukaryota; Metazoa; Chordata; Testudines; Testudinidae. Gene Ontology annotation, biological process: negative regulation of transcription by RNA polymerase III. Gene Ontology annotation, cellular component: nucleus.